UAUACCAACGAUCACUGAGCGCACCCAUGUCACGUGCUCGCGCGUCUAUAACCUGUCGAUAUUAUCAACGCCCGUACACCUGGACACCAACCCAAUGAUGGUCUAAAAUUGAAUCAAACCCGAGAUGGCGCGAUUCGGGAUCGCAAAAAUACAUCCCAUCCUUCUGCUAAGUUCUGGGCUUUGCAACUCGACCGCGUCCUGUCGCAUCUCAUGUCCGAACCUCCCACCCCGACACGAACCCCUCACUAAGUCACCGAGCUCCCCUAUCAAACACAUCCAUCAAGAUCCCUCGAUAAGCCACCUCUACCCCUCUCAUCUCCCAGUUCCGUCCGCGGUGCAACAGCGACGCUCAACAGCCUCCGCAACAUGCACUAGCGCGUCUAGGCAGCGUCAUAGACUUCCCUGCACACUUUAGACCGAAUAACGAAAUACCAUCUGCGGAUCGCAACACCGCUCGA
Messenger RNA from Alternaria rosae, 458 nucleotides. RefSeq lists its product as uncharacterized. The record is from RefSeq and is a predicted model, not a curated record. Lineage: Eukaryota; Fungi; Ascomycota; Dothideomycetes; Pleosporales; Pleosporaceae. The coding region runs from base 125 to 415 and encodes 96 amino acids. The transcript has a single exon.